AUGUAUAUUUUCAAAGCCAACUGUUGCAAUAAGACUGCCAAAGAUCAGGAACUCGCUGCAAAAAAUCAGGAGCUUGCUGCCAAGGAUCAUGAACUGAAGUCAGCUCUUGAUCGGAUUGACGUCCUUGAGCGCGAAAAAGAAGACUCGGCAUCAGCGUCGAACUUUGACGGACCCAUCCCACAAGUUUCCCUCGCAACUCUUGUCUCCGUCACGAACAAUUUUGCUGCUGAUUCUCUGCUUGGCGAAGGAGCAUUCGGUCGCGUGUACGGUGCCAAUCUGCCUGGCCCUCAUGUUGCCAUCAAGAAGCUGUCUGCCGAAUCCAAACAAGGCCCUGCCGAAUUCAAGUCGGAACUGGACUCCUUGUCGAAAUUCCGCCACCCGAACAUCAUUUCCAUUCUGUCGUAUGCGGAAGAAGGCGACGAGCGAUGCCUGGUCUACGAAUUCAUGCCGAACGGAUCGGUUCGUGAUCGCUUGAGUCGCAAGAAAGAUACGCCUCCGUUAACUUGGUCUCAGCGUCAUCGGAUUGCGGCUGAUGUCGCCCGCGGCAUGCACUACGUCCAAACAGCUUUCCCUGACCAUGUUCUGUUCCACCUUGACCUCAAGACGGACAAUAUUCUGCUGGAUGAGCAUUUCAACGCAAAAGUGUCUGAUUUUGGCCUCGUUCGUGCAGCCCAACACCUCCAUGAUAAAAGCUACCUGCGUACACAGAACGUGCAGGGCACAGCUGCUUACAUGUGCCCCGAGUUCCUCAUCGAGGGCAGAAUGACCACCAAAACGGACGUCUACUCAUUCGGCAUGAUUCUGCUCGAGAUCAUGACCGCCGCCAAGCCCGGGCCCAGACUGAAAAACGAGAUGCGGAAGGCUGUGAAAAACCAAGCCAUCAAUGGCAUGCUGGAUUCGGCGCUCAAUCCAACCGAGGCAGAGAGUCAGAGCGUCCGCGAGCUUGUUACACUUGCGCUCGAGUGUCUUGACGACGAAUCUGACGAUCGCCCAUCGUUUGGCUGCCUUCUCGCUACGUUGGAUCCCUGA
Messenger RNA from Capsaspora owczarzaki ATCC 30864, 1029 nucleotides. RefSeq names its product protein kinase. The record is from RefSeq and is a predicted model, not a curated record. Lineage: Eukaryota; Filasterea; Ministeriida; Capsasporidae. Gene Ontology annotation, molecular function: ATP binding; protein kinase activity. The transcript has 2 exons. Gene Ontology annotation, biological process: protein phosphorylation. Bases 1 to 1029 code for a protein of 342 amino acids.